Salvelinus namaycush (lake trout) is the source of this 4373-nucleotide messenger RNA. RefSeq names its product spindlin-W. The record is from RefSeq and is a predicted model, not a curated record. The coding region runs from base 949 to 1626 and encodes 225 amino acids. Lineage: Eukaryota; Metazoa; Chordata; Actinopteri; Salmoniformes; Salmonidae. The transcript has 5 exons. Gene Ontology annotation, biological process: gamete generation.
GCAAUGACUCACUAUUUUGCAGGAAGAUGGAAUUUACUGCGCCAAUUGUUUCUCGUGCUGUAACACUAUUUGGCAGCGGAAGAAGAGGGGAAGGUUUUUGGCCGUAGAAUCGGUGUUGCCAUCAAACGGAGACUGGCUUGGCACAGGGGACAAACGGGAGACGAAAAUAUCCUUCAUAUCUUGCUAUAAUUUCACAAUAAAGCGGGUCUUCGCAGAGACCUGAUGUGACCGUCAUCCCUGAACAGAGACAUCCGCCUGCUCCGAAGUCAGUCCUCAACCAUCCGUGGACAAUCUGGGUUGAAUACCAUAAUCCGUCCCUAUCCCUUUUUUCUGCUUUCACUGGGUAUCAUAGAUAGACGCUUUACUUUUUAACUCCCUCCCUCCCACUGGGCAAAAACUGGUUGAAUAAAAGUUGUUUCCACAUCAUUUCAACCCCAAAAAACAAUAUGUUGACGUUGAAUCAACGUGGAAAACUGAUUGGAUAUGCAAAAAGUCAUCAACAUAAGGGCAUUUUGUAAUUUUUUCACUCAACUUUUAACCUAAAUCCAAUGACAUGGUGACAUUUUUUGUUGGUUUCAUGUUAGUUGACAACUCAACCAAAUGCAAAUCAAAACUAGAUGUUGAACUGACAUCUGUGCCCAGUGGGCAGUUUCCAUUUUCUGAAUUGGUUGCCAAAUAGAUUUUCACUUUCUCACUUCCUCUGACUGGACCCACUGGAUUCUAUUAAGAUUUAUUCCCUGGCUGUUGUCCAUCUCUCUGGGCUAUUACAUAAAUCAUUAAUGUUUUCAUUACAUUCAUAUUUUUAUACCCCAGACUUGGUACCAUAGAUAUUUUCACCCUAGUCUGGCAGCUCGGCUGCUCCCCUAUAUGCUGAUGAAUGAAGACCCAAUUCAGGAAGAGCGCGCCGGGCCAGCGAUCCAGAGCUGAUGCAGGAAACAAAAGAACAGCAUGGGCCCCAACAAGGCAGUGUCGUCGGCGCCACGGCGGAACAUGGUGGGCUGUCGUAUCCAGCACAUCUGGAAGGAGGGGAGUGCUACGUCUCAGUCGCAGUGGAAAGGCACGGUGCUGGACCAGGUGCCCGUCAACCCCUCGCUCUACCUCAUCAAGUACGACGGCUUCGACUGUGUCUACGGCCUGGAGCUGCAUAAAGAUGAGAGGGUACAGGGCCUCGAGGUGCUCCCUGACCGUCAAUCCUCUACGCGCAUCAGCGACGUCAACCUGGCUGACACGAUGAUAGGGAAGGCAGUGGAGCACAUGUUUGAGACGGAGGACGGAACUAAAGACGAGUGGAGGGGCAUGGUUCUGGCCCGGGCACCCAUCAUGAAUACCUGGUUCUUUAUCACCUACGAGAAAGACCCCGUCCUGUACAUGUACCAGCUCCUAGACGACUACAAGGAGGGAGACCUGAGGAUCAUGCCUGACUCAAAUGACGCUACGCCUGCGGAGCGGGAGCCGGGGGAGGUGGUGGACAGUCUGGUGGGGAAACAGGUUGAGUACGCUAAAGAGGACGGCUCCAAACGAACUGGCAUGGUCAUCCACCAGGUGGAGGCCAAACCCUCCGUAUACUUCAUCAAGUUCGACGACGACUUCCACAUCUACGUCUACGACCUGGUCAAGACCUCCUAAGGGCCACCUUUGACCUCUGACCCCUUUUCACACUACUGAGCCGAAUCGAGCAGUGCUGGUCUGUUUACGUGUCCAUCCACCAUUGCUGAAAAGGACUAUGUGGGAAAAAUAUUUCAUAGAGAGCCAGUAUAGCCUGGUUCGGGUCAGCACGGUAGUGUGAAAAGGCUACUGGGUCACUGGGCCCAGAGGACAGGAGGGCUGUCUGGGGAGUUAACGAUGGAUGCGGAAGUUGUGGGGAAACUCUACCAUGCAGGAAAGACGAUCAACCACCACCAUCACCACAUGGAACCUUAUCUUAUCCACCAAUUUUCCCAAAAUAUCUCUUCAACGUUUCAUGCAAAUACUUCUUUGAGAUGUGACAGACGGACAACUGGAUUGGAUAUUUCACUGAAGCCUUUGGAUUUCUACUCAUGAAACAUCUCUGAUAGCUCUAGUCAGAGAAGAAAAAGGGGGCACUGUGCAUCUGAAUUAGUGGCCACAAUUUGUUUCGUCAACUGUCUAUCCCCUGUAGUUGAGUGAUCCUAUGGAUACAUCCCAUCAAUCUCUAAGGGAAAGGACAGGGAAAUGAUAACAAGCCUAAUAUUUGCACACUGCAUAUAAAGUUAGUUGGCAUCUCAUUCGAUUAUUAUCAGUGAUUUGAUGACCAAACCAGUCAUAGCAAUGUAUAUCCUAUAUAUGUGUGAGUGUAUGAGCUCUUGUGUUCAUUAUUUUGUUGUACAUGCAGUUCUGGAGUCCCCCUAUCUUACAGUGGUCAGUGACUACAGUACUUGGGUUUGUUUCAGUUUCGUAGAAUCAUUCAAACCCUGACUAUGAUUACAUUUGUUUCUUUGUAAUGUUGAAAGAUAUGCAACAACAUAUGCAGUGAGCAAAGAAAUGUGUGGAAGUUAUGAGAGGGAGGUGACCAGUGUUUUAAAAUGAUAUUUUGGCAAUGAGGCCCUUCAUUUACUUUCCCAGAGCCAGAUGAAGUCGUGGAUACCAUUUGUAUGUCUCUGCGUGCAGUUUGAAGGAAGUUGCUAACUAGCGCUAAUGCAAUUGCUAACUAGCGUUAGCAUAAUGACUGGACGUAAUUGACAAAAUCCCAAAGUAUCCCUUUGAUUCAAACGUUUUAUUUUUUUCCAAGAACUUGUUUACUUUAUACUGUAUUUAAUGUAUAUUCAUAGAAAAUAAUAGUUUGAUACAGAUUUAGUUCUAUCACAGCACUAAUUUCAAAAAAUCUUCUUAGAAGAUAGAGGAUUUAAGAGCACUUGUUUGUUUUAGUUUUUUUGUCUGAAAGGACAAUUAUAUUUUGAUCAUCUCAACAACACUAUUCAAAAAUGGUUAACCAGUGAGAGCGUUAAUCUGUUGUCCUGAGAAAGAUUUUGUUUAAUAUGCCUUGCCAAAUCCCUCGACCCUUUUAAUUCAUUAUUCAUUCAUAAUAACAGCAAUAAUUGUUCAGAUAAUAGUUGUUUAUUGUUGUUCCUGUAUUCAUAUGUUUACAACAGUUUGUUUUGUUGGGAAAAUCUAUUUUCGUUACUUUUUUACUUGUCAUACGUUACUUAGAAUCAUCACAUUCUUCUUGACCUCUGUGUUAAACACACUUUCUGUUUAAUUGUCAUAGUAACAUUUUAGUAAACUGUUUUCUCAUGGCUUUUAAAAACUGAAGACGGUAUGGUAAAAGCACUGCAAAGUAAGACAAUUAUUUAGAAGUGAAAAUUCCAUACCAGCUCCUCAAAAGUGUUCUAAAUUCAGCAGUACCACUACAACAAUACUAGAGUGAUUUUCAAAACAUUUUCACACAACUGUUAAUACACAAGAAGUAUUCAAAACUUUAAAUGCAACACCCACUUUAUGGAGUGCAUGAAAUAUUGUACUUGACGAACGGUUACUCGCCCUGAAAGAGAUUUUUAUUUGCUGUGUGUUUGUGUGUGUGUGUAACCAAACUACAUGUUCCACCAGAUGACCUCUUAGUAUGCUCCUUUAGGGACGUUACCCCUGUUGUCAGAGAAACAGUGGGCAACUAAGUGGUCUAGAACCUCUAAGAUACAGAUGUUGUUAAUUAGUUUGUAACGUAUGUGACUGUAACUCCCAACACUCCACCCUCACUGCUUUCUCCAUGCCCUCCAUGACACUGAAGCAGUGUAUGUUCAGAUGCAGUUUCUGAAGAGGGGUAGUACUGUUCUUUACAGUAUUCUGCAUAGUAACAGAACAGAUUAGCUGUUGUGACUGAUUUUGAGAUUAAGUCCCUCUGUUAGAGGAGUAGCUAAUGCUUACUCUAGGUUAUACACAAAGUAUGACUGAAUGGUAGCUUUAGAGAUGGAUAGGAAAACCUGAGAGUAUGUAUAUCGGUUAUAAUAAAGAUGAUAAUUUUAAGACCCCGUACAGUAUAAAGCCCCUCUAUAUCAGAAAAGCUACACACAAGUAAAUAUCUUCUAUAACCUGUUGUAUUCCAAACUGCAAACUGACUUGUGUUUUAUGCAAGAAGUCACCUUCAGAAAACAAUUGAAAGUGUUCGAUGAAUUGGCCUUUCACACUUGCCUACUGUAGUAUUGUACUGUGUUUGAUGUCAGUUCAUUGUGGGAUAGAAAAACAGACCAUUCGUUUUGCAUGAGUAGCGAAAACAGAACUGUAAGUGGAAGUUAGUGUGAAAUGUGAGAUGUAUGUGUGUAUCUCUCAUUUUAUUUAAGUUUUUCUAUGAUAUGUUCAAUGUGUUUCUUAUUGUGACAUUCCCUUCUUCUUUUUUUUUGCAUUUCUAAAGAAAAACAGUUAUU